AUUUCAAUUUCUGAUUCAAAUGCAUCAACAAAAACUACCUUAAAUUGUGCAACAACCACAGCUUUCCAUGUGCAUCUUCUUAAAUCCUAGACAUAUAUAGUACCAAGUUCCUUGGACAAACCUAACCCAACUCUCUCAAUUUCUGUGUGCAUGUGUGUGUUUUUGAGCAUUGAGCAUCAAUUACAAAGUGCAAUAGAGGGAAAUGGCUUGCACUACACUAGGAAGAAAUCUUAAUUUUUGCUUCACAAGGAUCAGACGGUCAUCAUCAGCCGAAUCAUCUCGUGCCCCACAUAUUCCAGAAGAUCAUAGCCGUCCAUUGCCAAAGUACUCCAGUAACAACACCGCCCCAACUCACAUCAACCACUUCAACUCUCUUUUUGACCUCACCUUCGACUCACCGGAAUCUGACACCGAACCCACCACCCCCGACUUCGCCACCGUCUUCGCCUCCCAACGCCUCUUCUUCUCCUCCCCGGGCCGCUCCAACUCCAUCAUUGAAUCACCACCGUCCUCACCAUCAUCAUCAACGGGUAACCAGCCGGAAUCUGACACACUAGUGGGCGGCGGCAUUGCCAUUUCCACGUACUCGCGGAACCCUUACAAGGACUUCCGGCGAUCCAUGCAAGAGAUGGUGGAGGCACGUGACUUGACGGUUGGAGCCAAUUGGGACUACUUGCAUGAGCUUCUCUUGUGCUAUCUUGCUCUGAACGCUACGAGCACCCACAACUGCAUCAUUCGAGCUUUCUCCGACGUCGUUGUUAGCCUUGUGUUGUCGCAGGCUGCCGGUGGUGGCCGGGAAUCUGAAUUCUCCGGCACUGGUUGUAGCAUUUCAGCACCGUAAAUGUAAUGUAUAUAUGAAACGCAUUGGUGGUGUUAGACUAUGACAUAAAAUUAAUCUUAUUUUUUAAGUUUAGAUUAUAUAUAGAAAAUUUAAAAGUAUCAUAGUAAUAUAUAUAUAUAUAU
Molecule: messenger RNA, 963 nt
Organism: Cornus florida
Lineage: Eukaryota; Viridiplantae; Streptophyta; Magnoliopsida; Cornales; Cornaceae
Product: transcription repressor OFP12-like
Exons: 1
Coding region: 203-841 (212 amino acids)
Biological process (GO): negative regulation of DNA-templated transcription
Source: RefSeq, a predicted model, not a curated record